GCGUUAGAGCGGGCAGCCCGCGGGUUGGGGGCUUCGUGCUCUGAGGGCAGCGGCCGCCAUGGACGACGAGGAGGAAACGUAUCGUCUGUGGAAGAUCCGUAAGACCAUCAUGCAGCUCUGCCACGAUCGGGGUUACCUGGUGACCCAGGAUGAGUUGGAUCAGACGCUGGAUGAGUUCAAGGGGCAGUUCGGUGAUAAACCCAGCGAGGGCCGGCCCCGGCGGACGGAUCUGACGGUGUUGGUGGCUCACAACGAUGAUCCCACAGACCAGAUGUUUGUGUUCUUCCCGGAGGAGCCAAAGGUUGGAAUAAAGACCAUCAAGAUGUACUGCCAGAGGAUGCAGGAGGAGAACAUCACCAGGGCCCUGAUCGUGGUGCAGCAGGGCAUGACCCCCUCGGCAAAGCAGUCCCUGGUGGAUAUGGCUCCCAAAUAUAUCCUGGAGCAGUUUCUGCAACAGGAGCUUCUGAUCAACAUCACAGAGCACGAGCUGGUCCCUGAACACGUUGUCAUGACAAAGGAAGAAGUGACUGAACUGUUAGCCCGAUACAAACUGAGAGAGAACCAGCUCCCCAGGAUCCAGGCUGGUGAUCCCGUGGCACGGUACUUUGGCAUAAAGCGUGGUCAGGUGGUGAAGAUCAUCCGACCGAGCGAGACCGCGGGCCGCUACAUCACCUACAGACUGGUGCAGUGAGCUGUCGGGUGUGGAAGCGCUGUGUGAUGCGUCCUGAUGUUCUCAUCCACCAGCAACUUACCCACCCUCUUCUCUUCCCCUGUUGCCUCUGUGUAGUUACUGCUUGGCCCAAUUCCUUGUUUCGAGCAUGGACUUUGCUGCAGCUCUUGACAUUCAGUAAGGGCUCGAGCCAUGGAAGCAAUAGAAGAGGGUGGGGAAAGGAGAGAGUGGGAAAAGGCCUUUGCUUUCCUGCUUUGUGUUGUAGGAUCCUGUUUUUAAUAAAGGUUUGUACGUCUGGA
Molecule: messenger RNA, 969 nt
Organism: Colius striatus (speckled mousebird)
Lineage: Eukaryota; Metazoa; Chordata; Aves; Coliiformes; Coliidae
Gene: POLR2E
Product: RNA polymerase II, I and III subunit E
Exons: 8
Coding region: 59-691 (210 amino acids)
Biological process (GO): DNA-templated transcription
Cellular component (GO): RNA polymerase II, core complex; RNA polymerase I complex; RNA polymerase III complex
Molecular function (GO): DNA-directed RNA polymerase activity; DNA binding
Source: RefSeq, a predicted model, not a curated record